This is a messenger RNA of Colletotrichum costaricense, 1275 nucleotides long. RefSeq lists its product as uncharacterized. The coding region runs from base 1 to 1275 and encodes 424 amino acids. Lineage: Eukaryota; Fungi; Ascomycota; Sordariomycetes; Glomerellales; Glomerellaceae. The record is from RefSeq and is a predicted model, not a curated record. The transcript has 3 exons.
AUGGCUCGAACAACCAUGUCCCCAGGCAGUCAUUGGCCUAGAACCAGCACGCUGCGAGGAUGUCGAACCAAUCGUCUUCUUCGAAUGUUCCUCCUGUUCGGCCAGACUUUGAUUGGACUUUCAGUUCUAUCUACUCCGUUGCAGGCCUUUGCUUUUGGCAGCCUUGGCACCAAUUCAGCGGUUCGCAGUAGCAGUUUACGACUCCUCGAACCGCGGGCGCUGUCAAUCCACGAGAUGAACAUGACUAGAAGCACCGCCUCCCGUGAGGGCCAGCCGGUCGUCGCCAUCAACCCCACAAACCCCGACAAUAGUGUCUUCGUGUCGACACGCUUCUAUCCUCUACCUGAACUUGAGCCCGUUGGGGGUUGCUUUCUGACCUAUACGCUCGACCGCGGAACCACCUGGAAUAACGUCACAGUGGAUUUCCCCUUAGGUGCCACCCCGAAGUGCGGCGAGCCACAGGUCUUUGUCGACGCGAAUGGGACGUUUUAUCUCCUCAACAACCAGGUCUUCUCCGACUUGGAAGAUAAUAUUGCCGCUCAUCUCCAGUUGUCCAAGUCCAUUGACGGAGGCAAAACGUGGAGUGUUCCAUCUGUGACAGCGCUUCAUAUGCAAGGUGCGACAAAGCUGCGGGUCGACGUGGCUACGGGCAAGGUCUCAGACGGUGGCAAGACCUGGGCUGCUUUCAAUCAAAUCCCCGGUCCCAUGGACGUUUGCCUGGACUAUCAGAUUCCAGACCCGCCUCCAAUCUGCGGAUUCCCCGGCAGAUCUAUUGUAGUUCACGACAGCACUCUGGCUUCGGCUGCGGAGGGCUCGAAAGGACACCCAGAGAUCCGAGGCAACUUCGUGGCAAACGGCACCGGCCCGAUGCUGGCGAAGUCUGGCAUUGGUCUUCCUAGUGAUCCGACGCCGUGGGUGUCCGCAGACCCUACCUCAACGGGUCGUUUCGCGCUUAUGGUUCCACGCGACUUCACGCUGGAGUUUUAUAUCAUAGAUACCGCAGGUGAAAGAUUCACAGGUCCGGCCGUUAUUCAGACUCCUAAUGCGCAGCGCCCUGCCUUCGACUUUGGUCCGAAUGGCCUCCUUGGUGUCAUGUGGCGCACUAAUUCGUCAUCUAUCCUCGAUGUCUCCUCGACGGUAUCUUUUGACAGUGGACGCAACUUUGCUGCACCGAUCAAGGUGACGGCACAGCCGCAGCCUGUUGGUCAAAAUGGUCAGCCAGGCGACCGAGCUUCCUUUGUCUCGCUCACUCAUACCUUUGCUUAUGUUGUCUGA